AUGUCAGCCCCAUUACCCCCAGAUAAACUUGCCAAGCUCGAGUCCGAAUACGGGAUUCUUCACCUCAUUUACUGCAGAAGUAAGAACCAGCACCGUGUGGCGGUUUGGUGGAGAUAUUUUUCAUUGGUGCAUCGAAAGGUCAGAACGAUCCUAGUCAAGUUCCAGACCAUGGAAAUCACAAGGCUGCUAAAGAAAAGAGAACUGCUACGGCAAGAGGCUAUAGAUACAGCUGCAUAUCUUUUUAAAAAGAGGGUUUUAAAGAAGGCUCUUUACGAGUUCCACGGAAUCAUUGCAUUGGGCCAGUUCAUCAACUUGGGCAUUCUACUAGUAGGAAAUGUCAGUUCUAUUUACAACAUAUUAUCAGAAAUGGAUGAAGUUAGUGACAAGCUUAGUUUGGUGGGCCCAACAAAUUUGGUGAAAUCAGUGGAAGAGGAUGAUGAUGAUAUGGGAGUGGAAGUGGAGAUGCCUCCGAUGAAGAAAAUAUCCGAGAGUGAGACAAUGGUACGAGUCACUGAGACGACUUCGAAAUUGGGAACAAUUUCAAAUACGGAUCUAGAUUCAGAACCAAUAGUGGCUCCUCCUUUCAAGGAAAAGAAAGAAGAAAAUUUUGAUAUCGACAGUAUUUUCGGAGACGAUCGCAAGAAACAUAAGAAGGCAUUGAAAGGUAAGAAAGAGAAGAAGGACAGAAAGGAAAAGAAAACGAAAAAGAAAAAGAAUGCCAUGGAUGACAUCUUCGGUUAA
Messenger RNA from Sungouiella intermedia, 741 nucleotides. The record is from the annotation of a GenBank genome assembly. NCBI's taxonomy places the organism in Eukaryota, Fungi, Ascomycota, Pichiomycetes, Serinales, Metschnikowiaceae.